Anas platyrhynchos (mallard) is the source of this 2931-nucleotide messenger RNA. It is a transcript of the gene MYLK2, whose product is annotated as myosin light chain kinase 2. Lineage: Eukaryota; Metazoa; Chordata; Aves; Anseriformes; Anatidae. Gene Ontology annotation, molecular function: ATP binding; myosin light chain kinase activity. Gene Ontology annotation, biological process: protein phosphorylation. The record is from RefSeq and is a predicted model, not a curated record.
UGACAGGUGCUGGGAAAGGGGACGCGGGACGGCUCCUGCUGGUGUAAAGGAUACUCCUCUCUCCCUGCACUAAUCCAGCUCCGUUACACCCAGUAUAGAAGGGGCUGCUCCGGCCAGGCGCUGCCACAGCGCCGAUGCUGCUCUCCUGACUGCCCUCUGCCCUGGGGACCCCAGGAGCCUCGCCGACCCAUGGAGCAGGACGGUGUGGCGGGCAGCACGGCUGACACCGGGGGGGCUGGGAGCACGGCCCCCCCUGGAGCUGAGCCCAGCACGACCCCUCCUGUCCCUGCCAGCCCCCCGGACACAGAGCCCCCAGCCCAGGCUCAGGGCGCAGGGCAGGAAGAGCCCGGGAAGGAGAAGGCUGAGGCUGGUGGGGCUCAGGGUGCGGGGGGAAAGGAGCCUGCCAAGGAGGAGCCCCCAGGAUUUGAGGCAAAGCCCUCGGAGGAAAAGGGUCCGGCUGCUGCUGGGGCUCAGGAUGGAGGAAAGGAAGAGCCCGUGAAGGAGAAAACCCAGCCUGGGGGAGAGCCCCCCGAGGGGAAGGAGCCGGCUGCUGCCCAGGCUCAGGGCGCAGGGAAGGGGGAGCCCCCCGAGGCUGAGGCUGCAGCGGAGCCGCAGGCAGGGGACGCGGCACAGGAGAAGGGCCCAGCAGGGGCUCAGGAUGGAGGCAAGGAAGAGCCCACGAAGGAGGAAGCCGCCGGUGUUCCAGAGGCUGAGGGUGGAGGAAAAGCAGAGCCCACACAGGAGGAGGCCCCGGCUGCGGCAAAGGCGCAGGAUGGGGAGAAGGCAGCCGAAAAGGUGGAGGAAAGCCCAGCUGCAAAAGAGACUCAGGAUGGAGGCAAAGAAGCUCCUGCGAAGGAGGAAGCCACAGCAGCUCCUGCCAAGGCUCAGGAUGGAGGGGAGGAGGCUGCACAGGUGGAAAAACCCACGGCGGUGACAAAGGCUGAGGAUGGAGGCAAAGAAGAGCCCCCCAAGGAAGACGCCGCGGCUGGAACCAAGGAGGAACCACGUGCUGCAAAGGCUCAGGAUGGGGAGAAGAAAGAAACGAAGGAGGAAAAAACCCCAGAGGCAGCCACAGCCCAGGAUGGGGGCAAGGAGCCCACGAAAGAGGAGACCCCGAAUGCUGCAGAGGCUCAGGAUGAAGGGGACAAAGUGGAGGAGAGCAGCAGGGAGCAGCCCCCCAGGGGCCCCGAGCCCUCGCGCCCGGCUCUGCUGCAGAGCCUGAGCUGCCCGGCCGCCUGCCAAAGGGAGGAGCAGCCCGGGCUGGAGGUGGCCGCGAUGGAGAUGAUACCGGAGGAGACCGCGGUGGCACCGGCAACGGAAGGUUUGGGGGAGCCCACCCCGGCCCAGGGGGUCCUGCGGCCCCCCGAGCAGCCUGACCCCAUGGGCAGCGCUGGCACCCUGCAGGAGAGGACAUUGCCCGGUGCCACGGGGCAGCCCCAGCCCGGUUCGGAGCCUCCUGGGGACGCCGAGCAGCCCGGCCCCGGUGCCGCGGGGCAGCCGUCCUCGACGGAGGCAGAGCCACCCCCCAGCCCCUACCUCACCCCCGAUUUUGGGAAGGAAGACCCUUUUGAGAUACUGGACGAUGUCCCCCCGCCGCCCGCGCCCUUCGCGCACCGCAUCGUCACCCUGCGCUCGGCCAACGUCAGCUCCCAGUUCAACCUCAGCUCCAAGGAGAUCCUGGGGGGAGGCAAGUUUGGAGAAGUCCACACGUGCACCGAGAAGCAGACGGGGCUCAAGCUGGCUGCCAAAGUCAUCAAGAAGCAGGGCGCCAAGGACAAGGAGAUGGUGCUGCUGGAGAUCGACGUGAUGAACCAGCUGAACCACAGGAACCUCAUCCAGCUCUACGAUGCCAUCGAGACGCCGCGGGAGAUCAUCCUCUUCAUGGAGUUCAUUGAGGGCGGCGAGCUCUUCGAGCGCAUCGUGGACGACGACUACCACCUGACGGAGGUGGACUGCAUGGUGUUCGUCCGGCAGAUCUGCGAGGGCAUCCGCUUCAUGCACCACAUGCGCGUCCUCCACCUCGACCUCAAGCCCGAGAACAUCCUCUGCGUCGCCGCCACCGGGCACAUGGUGAAGAUCAUCGACUUCGGGCUGGCUCGAAGGUACAACCCCCAGGAGAAGCUGAAAGUGAAUUUUGGCACCCCCGAGUUCCUCUCCCCCGAGGUGGUCAACUACGAGCAGGUCUCCUACUCCACGGACAUGUGGAGCAUGGGCGUCAUCACCUACAUGCUCCUCAGCGGCCUCUCCCCCUUCCUGGGUGACAACGACACCGAGACGCUGAACAACGUCCUGGCUGCCAACUGGUACUUCGACGAGGAGACCUUCGAGAGCGUCUCCGACGAGGCCAAGGAUUUUGUCUCAAACCUCAUCAUCAAAGAAAAAAGCGGCCGGAUGAGCGCGGGGCAGUGCCUGCAGCAUCCCUGGCUCAACAACCUGGCGGAGAAGGCGAAGCGCUGCAACCGCCGCCUCAAGUCCCAGGUGCUGCUGAAGAAAUACGUCAUGCGGCGGCGCUGGAAGAAAAACUUCAUCGGGGUGUGUGCUGCCAACCGCUUCAAGAAGAUCACCAGCUCGGGGUCGCUGACGGCGCUGGGCGUCUGAGCGUGGGCCGGGGGCUGAGCACCGUGAGCCCAGAGGAACCGCUCGGAGAGGGGGCUCGGGGGCCGUGCCGAGCCCCAUCCCGGGGCCGUGCCGGGGUCUCACCCCUGGCCAGGAGCAGGAUCUGGGCAGGGGCAGCCCCGCAGGCACCGCGCAGCCCCAGCUCUGCUCAUCAACCGGCAGCUCCAGCCCCCGCUGCGCCUCGCCACGAAGCCACCUCCACGCUCCUGCCCCUGCGGCCGCUGCUCUGCCCCGGCACCGGGCACCGGGGGGGCUGCUGGAGACCCGGACCCCGCGGGUUCCUCACCCACAGCCGCCUUCUGUGCGCUCACAGGG